UUGAACCCUCUGAGUCUCAGGGACGGAGCUUCUAAAAUUAUUUCGUAGUGCGAAGUGAUACUUCUCACUACUUUACACUUUUCUCAUUCAAUCUUCUACUUCAAGGUAACUUUGAUUCCCCUCCGGUUUGCGCAGAACCAUUGUUUUUCGCGUUGAAAUAGUUCAAGAUGGUUGAACGAAAGCAGUUCAAGACGAGGUUAUGUGUGCUCUAUCAGAGAGGACGCUGUACGCGCCAAAAUUGCUCCUUCGCACAUGGGAAUGCCGAGCUUAGACGAUUCCCUGCCUCAUAUAAUGGUAGGAGAGACUAUUUAGGUAAUGACUUGAGGGAUAAACUUGAGAGAAGGCAUUUAUCACCUCGAAGGUACUCACCAGCUCAAGAUGCAAGGAGCCGCCAGACCACUCGUGAAUUCAGUCCCUCAAGAUCUUUGGAGAAAAAAAGUGACAGAAGACAUAGGAGAAAGCAGGGCAUUACUCGCCAAAGUGAUAUUUCUGGAAGUUUGAAAGCCUCAGAUAGAAUUCAAGAUCAAGUUAAAGAAGGAAAAUUGCUUUCCUCUGGUUCUAGAAAUACUCUUGAAGAGCAGCUGAAGAAAGUACAUUCAGAUAUCAACACUCUUGAGAACCGAAAAUUCCAACUAGCAGUCUACCUAGAUGAGAGUGUUCAAGAAGUGGAUAGCCUUAAUUCUAGAAUUCAGGAACUUGAGGCUCAAUUGUGCAAAGAGAAUGAGGAGUGUAAAAGAAUUACUUCAAGAAUAAGGAAGUUUGUUAGAGAACACAAUCAUAACUCACAGUUACAAGAUGAACUGAAGAGGUCACAGGUCCGACUCCAAAGGUUUGGAGAUCAGCUUGUCUCGGACAUUUCUAGAAUUGGUGCCAAUGAAGAAGAUUUAAGCAUUGAUAUUGUCAGCAAUGGUGAGAAUACUGGUCUUCCUGCAAUCAUCAAACAUAAUGUGGAGCAGAAUGAUGUAUCUCCCCACAUGAAAAGACUGCAUGUUGAACAAGAUGCUGUAGAAGAGUUGAAACAAGAUAGAUUGAAAGAUGGGCAUUUUGUUGAGACAGCAAGAACCAGAAAACGUUCUCGUUGGAAUUUGGAUGCUGAAUUGAAUGACAGGGGUAACGAGGGUUUUGAGGCCCCAAACAACGGAACUGAAGUUAAUAGGCCCCCAGAUCUUGAAGGCAAGCACAAGAGAGGAAAAUGGAAUUCUUUUAACAAUUUUGGUUCAGAAAAGUUGAAGGAACCCAGGAUUGAAGUACCAUCAACCAGCAUGGCAGCUCAUGUGGUUGAUGAGGAAGUUGAGAUUGAACUUGAUGAUGGAACUGAUAUCAAUGAAACUGCAAACACAGUGAAUGAGAAUGGGGUGGCAUUUGAAGUGAAGGGCGUAUCGCUUAUGUUUCCCCCAGCUUUGAUUCCUCGUACCAAUUAUUCACAGUAUGAGGGAAACGACGAGCAAGUGGAUGUGGGUGUGGAUGGUCGUGAUGAAGAGGCAGCGGGGGCACAUGUGGAUAUAGUUUAAUUAAUAUUAGUGAUUUCUAACUUCUUUUGGUGGCUUAAAAGUAGUUGUUGAAAGGGUCAAUAUCUUGAACAUAGUAUUUUCAAAUGGGAUAGGAUGCAAGAUAGUGGAACAAGAAAGAAGUAACUUAAAUAUUUUUUCUAUGUUGGAUGUAAUGAUACAUUUUGUAUUAGUGGAUAUAAAUUGUUAUCCAAUGCUUUCGUACAUGCCAUAUUUAUGGUUUU
This is a messenger RNA of Gastrolobium bilobum, 1732 nucleotides long. RefSeq names its product zinc finger CCCH domain-containing protein 13. The record is from RefSeq and is a predicted model, not a curated record. The transcript has 12 exons. Bases 168 to 1511 code for a protein of 447 amino acids. Gene Ontology annotation, molecular function: metal ion binding. Lineage: Eukaryota; Viridiplantae; Streptophyta; Magnoliopsida; Fabales; Fabaceae.